UUCAUUUCUUAAUCACAACAACUUCAUUUCCAUCAUCAUUUUCUCAACUUGUUCUAUAAUUCUGUGAAAUAUAUGGCUGUGGUUGCUUCUGCUCCAGGGAAGGUCUUGAUGACUGGUGGUUAUUUGGUACUAGAGAGGCCCAAUCCAGGAAUUGUUCUUAGCACAAACGCUCGGUUUUACGCCAUUCUUAAUCCGCUUCAUGAUGAUGAAUCUGCUACUUUGACAGCAGAGUGGAUGGAUGUGAUGGUAAAUUCUCCUCAGAUGUCAAGAGAAACUACAUAUAGAAUGUCACUAAAAGAUUUUUCACUUCACUGUUCAAGUGAAUCAAGAAACCCCUUUGUUGAGUAUGCAGUCCAGUAUUCCAUAGCAGCAGCAUAUGCUACUCUAGACAAUAAUAAGAGGAACCAAUUGCACAAAUUACUGUCACAAGGUAUGGAUAUUACAAUCUUAGGUUGCAAUGACUUCUACUCAUACCGGAAUCAGAUUGAAGCAUGUAAGCUCCCUUUAAGCCCGGAAUCAUUGGCUACUCUUCCACCAUUCGCAUCAAUUACUUUCAACUCAGGAGAGUCGAAUGCAGAAAAUUGCAAACCCGAAGUUGCAAAAACUGGAUUAGGGUCAUCUGCGGCUAUGACAACUGCUGUAGUAGCUGCUUUACUAAGUUAUCUUGGGGUGGUUGAUCUUCCGCGUACCAGUAUAAUAGGUCAUAGAAGUGAGUCCAGUUCGGAUCUUGAUAUGGUUCAUAUGAUAGCUCAAACUGCUCAUUGCAUUGCUCAAGGGAAAGUUGGCAGUGGGUUUGAUGUUAGUUCUGCUGUCUAUGGAAGUCAUCGUUAUGUCCGCUUUUCUCCAAAUAUCAUCUCUUCAGCUCAGGAAGCUGUCUCUACCAGACCAUUAGAUGAAGUCAUUGGUGAAGUCUUGAAAGGCAAGUGGGAUCAUGAAAGGACAAAAUUCUCCUUGCCUCCGUUAAUGAACCUGAUCUUAGGAGAACCAGGAUGUGGAGGAUCAUCUUCACCAUCGAUGGUUGGUGCUGUCAAGAAAUGGCAAAAAUCUGACCCGGAAAAGGCCAAGGAUACGUGGAACAAGUUGUCUGAGGCGAAUUCAGCACUUGAGUCACAUUUUAAUUUGUUAAGCAAAUUGGCUGCAGAUAACUGGGAUUCAUACAAAACUGUCAUCAACUGCUGCAGCAUUUAUAAAUCAGAAAAGUGGAUAGGACAGUUUACUGAAGCUAGUCAUCUAGAAAUUGUUAAGGCGUUACUGGAAACUAGAGAUGUUAUGCUUACCAUCAGAUGCCACAUGAGGCAGAUGGGCGAGUCUGCCGGCAUCCCGAUAGAACCUGAAUCACAAACUCGGCUCCUGGAUGUGACCAUGGACACAGAAGGUAUCUUGUUGGCUGGAGUUCCCGGUGCAGGUGGAUUUGAUGCUAUGUUUGCUAUUACUUUAAGUGACUCUAAUAACAAUCUAACAAAAGCAUGGAGUUCCCACAAUGUUUUGGUUUUACUAGUGAGGGAAGAUCCCCGUGGUGUGUCGUUAGAGAGUCAUGAUCCCCGUGCCAAGUAAUUUUCUCAAGUUAUGGCAUGGCAUGUUCAGAGAUUACUUUAGACGGGUUUUUUCAUUGAAUUGUUAUAGCUUCCACAUCGAAAGAAAGUCUGUUAGCAUGAUCGAGUCCAAGUGGCCCUUUACAAGUGUUUGCGAUUUAUUUUUAGUCUUUAGAUUUUUUUAAUGGUGAUUUAUCUAAUGUUAUUUACCAAAUUGAAGAUAAAACAUCUUUCGGAAGUUCCACAAAUUGAAGAUUUUUUGUUUGGGAUAA
Messenger RNA from Erigeron canadensis, 1804 nucleotides. Its product is annotated as phosphomevalonate kinase, peroxisomal-like. The transcript is spliced from 10 exons. Gene Ontology annotation, cellular component: peroxisome. The record is from RefSeq and is a predicted model, not a curated record. NCBI's taxonomy places the organism in Eukaryota, Viridiplantae, Streptophyta, Magnoliopsida, Asterales, Asteraceae. The coding region runs from base 73 to 1554 and encodes 493 amino acids. Gene Ontology annotation, biological process: isopentenyl diphosphate biosynthetic process, mevalonate pathway. Gene Ontology annotation, molecular function: ATP binding; phosphomevalonate kinase activity.